UGGUUGAAAACGAGGAAGUCAUGGGUUGUUUGUGUUGACGGCCAAACCAAAACUGCGUUUUCCGUCAUGUCGCCGCAGAGUUUUAGUCUGUUUUUUGUAUUUGCCGUGUUAAACCUUCGCGGUUUUGCGGUGAGCGACGCAGUAAACGUCGUCGCUUCAGACUCGGCGGAAAACUUGGGAAAAGUUUCCCCUCUGAGCCCUCUUCCUGGCUCCGCUGUGGUCGACUCCCCUCCUGUGUUUACGCCUGCUGUGGGUUCUGCGUUCUUGAAUUUGCUUUCUUCCUUCCCGGAAGACUUGGAAAUCAGUGAGUACUGCUCGGAGCUGCUCCUCGUGUUUGGUCAGCGGUACGUGACUUAUGUGGACUGCCUGGUUCCUGCUGCUCGACCCGUUAAAGCCUGCCAGAACUGCUUCUCCAGCUAUGGCAGCCUUGUCGAGGUCUAUACGAACAUCUCAUCAGACCAGAUGGGUCCUGGUAAUGUGAGCUGCAGAGACAGCCUUCUGCGCAGUGAUCGGCUGAUGCUUGUUUACCAGCUGUUCAGCAGCCUACAACAUAUUUGGGAACAUUCGGCUUGUUCCUCCUGUGUCUCUAAGGGGUACCAGAGCCUCAGCAAUGACACGUUGUACUUUUUGGAUGUUCUCAAUCAAACCAUCGCCUGUUUUGACAAAUAUAAACAGGGAAACCUGACAGAUCUGUGCAGCAACUGUAAAAGCUCCUACAAGAGCCUGAAUGUCCUGUAUGGCCGAAAGGAGCUGAAUCAAACUCUGUGCAUUGACUUGGAAGAUUCGAUGAACAUGACCCGCAAACUGUGGAGCAAAAACUUCAACUGUUCCCUACCCCGCGAGGAGACGGUGCCCGUCAUCGCCGUGUCCAGCUUCAUGCUCUUUCUGCCCAUCAUCUUCUACUUGAGCAGCUUCCUUCACUCGGAACAAAAAAAACGCAAGCUCAUACACCCCAAGCGAGCGAAGUCCUCCACCAGUCUGAUGAACAUUCAGGACAAACAGAGCUGAAGAGGAGAGGAGUAUUUUUUUAUGUCAUCUGGACACCGGAGAGCUUUAACGUAAAGGACUCAGCAGCAGUCUAUCUCCAUCUUUCUCUGCAAGGAUCAAAAUUAUUUCAAACCGUUUGAUAACGGAGGUAUAGCCAUUUCCUCUAUUUUUUAAUGCAUGUAUUCAAACUCAUAAAAAUGCUUCAAUCAUUGGGAAACAUUUCUGUUUAUAAAUAAGAAAUUCAAAAACAAUGAUAAUAUUUAUGCAUCAGGAUAUAUUAUGGAGAAUUAUGCAAAUGUUCCUAUUUAAUUCUCUGACACAUCAGAAAACAAACUGACGUUCCCUUCGAUUUUUCCUGACGCUCUUACCUUUUUGAUAAGUUAAGCGGUUAAUUUGUGGAAGCAGGUUUUGUGUUGGAAUCACUGUCUGUAACUUCACAAAUUACUAAUCAGGUGGUUAAUACUUCUGCGCGGUGUCUCGUUUUAACUUGCUAACAAUCUUCAGGUUGUUAAGAGCAUCCUGCUGUCACUGUAGAGCCACUGGUUUGUUUGUGUGUGUGUGUGUGUGUGUGUGUGUGUGUGUGUGUGUGUGUGUGUGUNUGUGUGUGUGUGUGUGUGUGUGUGUGUGUGUGUGUCUGUGUGUGUGUGUGCUCUAUUUAUGGAUGGAGAAAUGGGUUUUCUGUCUCUAAUGUAUGUCCAGAAGAGAGCUGCAAAAAGGAAGCACUUGAUGUCCAUUAGUGGUGACAUGUAACUGCUGGAAGAAGGAGGGGUGAGGUGUGGGGAUGCACGCUGCUAUGGUGGGGAGGGAGGAAAUAAAGACAUUACACACAAUGUAAGAGCACUCCAAAGUACCACACUGUGAUGUUACCUGUUUUUUAGUCGGUGUGUUUUGUUUUUGUCUGGUCGCGUAAAGCUUUUAAUGUGUUUUGCAGUCAUGUUCCACUGAUAUUUAACUUAAUUUGUUAAGUGUUUUGUGUUAAAAUCUUUAGGAGCGAGCUGAUGAAUGUGCGCUGGAGUCAGGUAUACCUUUUAUUUUGAAUGCAAAUAAAUCAUUUUGUAUUAUAAGCAUGGUGUUAUUGCUGCUUUAUGUAAGUGCAAACACUGUUUUGAGCUAUAAUGAGUUGAAUUUCACAUAAGUAAUAAAUAGCAAUUAAAAAUUAA
Austrofundulus limnaeus is the source of this 2147-nucleotide messenger RNA. It is a transcript of the gene ostm1, whose product is annotated as osteoclastogenesis associated transmembrane protein 1. The transcript is spliced from 6 exons. The record is from RefSeq and is a predicted model, not a curated record. Lineage: Eukaryota; Metazoa; Chordata; Actinopteri; Cyprinodontiformes; Rivulidae. Bases 67 to 1008 code for a protein of 313 amino acids. Gene Ontology annotation, cellular component: cytosol.